Messenger RNA from Arabidopsis lyrata subsp. lyrata, 1977 nucleotides. RefSeq names its product CDT1-like protein a, chloroplastic. Gene Ontology annotation, cellular component: nucleus. Gene Ontology annotation, biological process: mitotic cell cycle; regulation of DNA-templated DNA replication initiation; DNA replication preinitiation complex assembly. The transcript has 7 exons. NCBI's taxonomy places the organism in Eukaryota, Viridiplantae, Streptophyta, Magnoliopsida, Brassicales, Brassicaceae. The record is from RefSeq and is a predicted model, not a curated record. Gene Ontology annotation, molecular function: DNA polymerase binding; DNA binding. Bases 253 to 1623 code for a protein of 456 amino acids.
GGUCAUGCCAUGUUCGGAGGCAUCAUAAUGGGCUUAAUUAAUGGGCUUCUUCGGGGAUAAUGUUUUCGCGGGAAGCAACGGGUUAAUAGGUGCGGGAGGCAUACGUGGCUUUGGUACACGUAGGAUUGCGCGCCAAAGACCGAAAUAAAUCUAAACCCUUGUUCUUCUUCUUCUUCUUCUUCGUCGUCUUCAUCGUCUUCUCCAUCUCUCUCCUCUCUGCAUCUGACACUCGCUACAGACAUUGCUGAAAAAAUGAGUGCACCGGAGUCUUCUAGAUUCAAAUCGAAGAAACGAUUAUCGAUGGAUUCUCCAUGUUCAAAAUCGCAAAUCGGAAGCCCUAAUCUGUCUUCUGUAUCCUUGCCCACGCCGGAGAAGCCGCCGGAGAGCCCUACUCUGGGUAAAUUCUUCGAUGCGUUGGAUAGUUCGAUCCUAUUAUCAAAAUUGAGAGGUUCUAAGCCGACAUUUUCCAACAUUUCGAAGAUAAUCGAGCAUUUAACCCAAAGGAGUUUUUGCUACAGUCACUUGGCUCAACUAAAGCAUAUAUUGCCUGAAGCGAUCGAGAUUAAGAGAGUAUUGAUACAUGAUGAAACAACUUGCUGUAUGAAACCAGAUCUUCAUGUUUCACUCAACGCCGAUGCAGUUGUAUACGAUGACAAGUCGAUAUCGGAAAGUAAGAGAAUCAAUCUCCGGAAAGUGUUCAGGGCAAGACUUGCAGAGUUUGUUAAAACUCAUCCUCAGGGUGAUGAAGUUCCAGAGGAACCGCUUCCUGAGCUAUUUAAUACAAGGAAACCAAAUGAAAACUCAGAAGUUGAGGUUGGGUGUGUUAGUUCUGUCAUGGAAGAGAUGGCUUCUAUUCCAGUAGCUAAAUUGAUUUCAUCUCCCAUCACAUCGACUCCAUCAGAGUUUAACAUCGUACAUUCAACGCCUGCUAAAAUUGACUCAACACCAGUUGUUGUUGCUUCGACUCCACCUGAAUUUGCUUCAACUCCUGUCCGGCUGUUUAGUACUUCACAGGAAGCUCGCUCGCAGAAAAGAAGUAGUGGUUCUACAAAUCCAGAUGAUGUUUCUGCUGACCCACCGGUUAAGCUUGUGAGGCGUUCCUUGUUGCUGAACUUUGAUUCUUGUUCUGAGGACAAGAAAGCUAUGGAUGUGACAGUUGAUCAGACCAUUGUUCAAGUACCAGAAGAUGUAUCCAGUAAUGAUGAAGAAAUCCUCAGCAUGCUUCCUGAUAAGCUUCGACAAUCGAUAAAAGAUCAAGAGAUGAAAACAAAUGAGGAUCAAAAUCCAGCAAUCUCACUGGCAAAGAGAAGGCGAGAGAUGAUCGCUUGUCUACCUAAACUUUUCGAUGUCAUCCAUUACAUAAUUCAAUCGAUAAGGCGUUGGGUAAUCACAAAAGAAGAGCUUGUGCAUAAGAUAAUCGCCGGUCAUUCUGAUAUUACCGACAGAAAAGAAGUUGAAGAACAACUGAUCCUAAUGCAGGAGCUUGUCCCGGAAUGGAUGUCUGAAAAAAGAUCAUCAAGCGAAGAUUUACUAGUAUUCAUAAACAAAUUGGCAUCUCCCCUAACAAUUCGAUCCCGUCUAGAAGAAGAAAACAAGCAAGAGAUGGCUUCACCGCUUUCUUGAGAUCGCGGUUCCAUUGGCUGCGAUUAUACUACGUUACUUUUUCUGGCGAUUGUUUUGAACGACACUGUCGUCACUGUUUAUCAUCUCUGUCAAAGCUAAUUGAUCGCUGGAUUUAAAACCUAUCAAAAUCUCAGUGUUAAUUUUUUAGUCGCUAACGACAGUGAAAAGAACACGGCCAAACUACUUAGGAGGGUGUGUUAAUCUAUUUUCGACCAUUAUGUCAUUUCUGAUUUCUAUAUUAAUAAGGAGUCAUUUUAUCAUUAGUUUUUGUAUCAGAAAGCUUAACAGAACAAUGCUAACAUGUUAAAUCCUAGAAUGAUAGUUUUGGGUUAGUUAUUGGGCUUUAAAAAUUAA